AGGCGCGUGUAACUCGUGGCGUCUUCCACCACGCCAUAUAUAAGCUCACGCAUCACGCAUUUUCAUUCGCUCUUCACUCCUCUUUCGUCUUCUCACAGCUCCUUCCACCAAACAACAAACACCUAACAGCCAAAGACUCCGUUUUCAUCUAUCAAUGGCGCCGGCAGCUGCAGCUUCUUCAGAUCACAUAAAACCCCGAGAUGUUUGCAUUGUUGGUGUUGCACGUACGCCGAUGGGUGGAUUUCUUGGUACUCUGUCAUCUCUAUCUGCCACUAAGCUAGGCUCUAUAGCCAUUGAAGCUGCUCUUAAAAGGGCUAAUGUUGAUCCAUCCCUUGUGGAAGAAGUAAUUUUCGGAAAUGUUCUUAGUGCUAAUUUGGGGCAAGCUCCUGCAAGACAAGCUGCUCUCGGAGCAGGAAUACCCAAUUCAGUAGUCUGCACUACUGUUAACAAAGUUUGUGCAUCAGGAAUGAAAGCUACAAUGCUUGCAGCACAGAGUAUUCAAUUAGGCACAAAUGAUGUUGUUGUGGCUGGUGGUAUGGAAAGCAUGUCUAAUGUCCCUAAGUACCUGGCUGAAGCAAGGAAAGGAUCGCGCCUCGGGCAUGAUUCACUUGUUGAUGGGAUGUUGAAAGAUGGGUUGUGGGAUGUCUAUAAGGAUGUUGGGAUGGGAGUGUGUGCUGAGCUAUGUGCAGAUAACCAUGCAUUUACAAGAGAAGACCAGGACAACUAUGCGAUUCAGAGUUUUGAACGUGGAAUUGCUGCCCAAGAUAGUGGUGCCUUUAAAUGGGAAAUUGUUCCAGUUGAAGUCUCUGGCGGAAGGGGAAAACCUUCAACAGUUGUUGAUAGGGAUGAAGGCAUAGGAAAGUUUGAUGCUGCCAAGUUACGCAAACUUCGUCCAAGUUUCAAGGAGACUGGAGGUUCUGUUACUGCUGGCAAUGCUUCCAGCAUAAGUGAUGGUGCUGCUGCGUUAGUUUUGGUGAGUGGAGAGAAGGCACUGAAGCUUGGCCUUCAAGUUAUUGCAAAAAUCACUGGAUUUGCUGACGCUGCUCAGGAACCAGAGUUAUUUACGACGGCUCCAUCCCUUGCCAUUCCCAAAGCCAUUUCCAAUGCAGGGUUGGAGGCUUCACAAAUUGACUUUUAUGAAAUUAAUGAAGCUUUUGCGGUUGUGGCUCUUGCAAACCAAAAACUUCUUGGACUAAAUUCGGAAAAAGUAAAUGUACAUGGUGGAGCUGUUGCACUGGGUCAUCCUCUUGGUUGCAGUGGUGCUCGCAUUCUGGUGACACUUUUGGGGGUAUUGAAGCAGAAGAAUGGGAAGUACGGAGUCGGUGGCAUUUGCAACGGAGGAGGUGGUGCAUCUGCCCUUGUUGUUGAGCUUUUGUAAGCCCUUUUUCAGAGCCAGCGUUUCGUGCAAAGCUCAAAGAUCCUGCUUCCUUCAUCACCGUACAUGCAAAUUCCAAAUGUAUUACACACCAGACGGGAAGGGUGGACCGAAAUUUAGCUACAUAAUUGUUAGGUUUUAGUCUUAGAUACUGUGAAAGUGAAGUUUUCUUAGAUCAUUCAGCAAUAAAAAAAAAAAAAAAGCUUUCUGUCAUAUGUUACUGGCGCAAUUUGAUUUACGGUUUAAGACAUUUUACUCUCGUAAUUUGAUUUUUGGUUUAGAGUUGGAAUGAAUCUUUUCAAGCCUCUUAUUCCAAGCACAACAUUACAAAAA
Molecule: messenger RNA, 1708 nt
Organism: Vigna radiata var. radiata (mung bean)
Lineage: Eukaryota; Viridiplantae; Streptophyta; Magnoliopsida; Fabales; Fabaceae
Product: acetyl-CoA acetyltransferase, cytosolic 1
Exons: 13
Coding region: 155-1378 (407 amino acids)
Biological process (GO): fatty acid beta-oxidation
Molecular function (GO): acetyl-CoA C-acetyltransferase activity
Source: RefSeq, a predicted model, not a curated record